UGUUGCCAUAAUCAUUGCCAUUGCCAAUGCCAGGCAUCUUGCUGGCUAGGUAUUGUGAAUCCGUGAAAGCCUAAAGUUGGCGUUUGUUCAGAUCGAGCGGCAACGAUCCCAGUUGGCAUUGAUCCUCAUCAUUAAACCAGGGCCAGGGCGUACCACCACAACUAAGGGCGUUCUUUUCAACCAACACCGCCCCCUAAAGAUAGGGAUAUAAGCAUAUAAGACUCUUAGUUACAUGCUUGCUGCCGGCCAUUGUUGGUGGUUGUGUCGUUCAUUCGUCAAGAUACUCUCCUUGAGAAGCCCGAUCCCUCCCACAAGGCUUGCAUACGGAUUUUCUCGAAAGGGGGGAAAGGUGCAUUUGAGGCAGGUUCCGGUCUGGCAUUUGUUGCUGCCCAACUCCGCCGCGUGGGUGCGGUUCUUUUCUUGGCACCUCGAAGUGUCCACCCUCGCUUGGUGCAGCGAGGGACCAUGAGGCUGGCCCAGCUGCUGCCCCUCCACCAUGUUGCCACGCUGCGUGGCCCUGCCUGCUGCCACCGCUGCUAGCCCCUGCUCCCUCUCACUCGCGUCCAUUCCUCAGACCGUCCCUCGGCAGCUGGCCAGUCCCCCAGCCAGCAGCGCGCGUGCCAGGCCCUCAGCAUUGUUCCUCCCGGCCGCUCCCCGGGGUGUUCUUGCUGCAGCUGGCUCUCCCGCAAGCGUGACCGAGGCGCCUGCCCUCCCCGCCCCCCCCCACCGCCUGCCCCGCAUGGCGGCCCUGCCGGCGGUGGCGCCGAAGCCCCCGGUGGGCAGCCCCAGCCACACUGCGACGGAGGAGCUGUACGAGGCGAGCCAGAAGAUCCUGGACCGGCUGCCCAAGAAGCAGGUGUACCUCUUCUACUGCACCGAGAACAAAGAGCUCGCGCAGCAGGUCGCCCGGGACGGCGAGAACAUCGAGCUCCGCGAGAUCGAGUGGAAGCGCUUUGCCGACGGCUUCCCCAACCUCUUUGUCCCUGGCGCGCACGACAUUCGCAACCGGCACGUGGCAUUCCUGGCGUCCUUCCACAGCCCCGCAGUCAUCUUUGAGCAGAUCAGCAUCAUCUACGCCCUGCCGCGCAUGUUUGUCGCGUCAUUCACGCUCGUGCUGCCCUUCUUCCCCACGGGCACCGCGGAGCGCAUGGAGGACGAGGGCGACGUCGCCACUGCGUUCACGCUCUCGCGCAUCCUGUCCAACAUCCCCAUCUCGCGCGGCGGGCCCACCUCCGUGGUCAUCUUUGACAUCCACGCCCUCCAGGAGCGCUUCUACUUUGGCGACAACGUGCUGCCCUGCUUUGAGAGUGGCAUCCCCCUCCUCAAGGAGCGCCUGCGCCAGCUGCCCGACGCCGACAACGUGGUGGUGGCCUUCCCGGACGAGGGGGCCUGGAAGCGCUUCUACAAGUCGCUGGGCGAGUACGAGACGAUCAUCUGCACCAAAGUGCGCGAUGGCGCCAAGCGCAUUGUGCGGCUCAAGGAGGGCGAGCCGGAGGGGCGCCACGUGGUGAUUGUCGACGACCUGGUGCAGUCGGGCAGCACGCUCAUUGAGUGCCAGAAGGUGCUGGGGGCGCUGGGCGCGUCGCGGGUGAGUGCCUACGUGACGCACGGCGUGUUCCCCAACAACAGCUGGGAACGCUUCCAGUGCGACAACGGAGAGGGCCCGCAGCACGGCUUUGCGCGCUUUUGGAUCACGGACUCGUGCCCCCAGACGGUGGCUGCCGUCAAGGGGCGCGCGCCGUUUGAGAUCCUGAGCCUGGCUGGGCCCAUUGCCGCAGCGCUGCACAUCUGAGGGCCGCCGCAGGAGUGGGCAGCGGGCAGCGGGCAGGGCAAAGCAGCGCGACAGGUACGACAGAGAACGAAACUAGAACCCAUUUGAAACCGCUUCUCAAUAUUGGUGUUGCCUCGGAGGGAGUCUGAUUACAUCACCUAGGGGGAGGAAUCAUUGUAGCAGUCUGGUACUGUAAAGAUAUGGGGUACCGUUUGCAGGCUCUGGGAGAUGCAAACUUAUCGGAAAAUGAAAAUGAAAAGGUCGUUCUCCAUCUAAUAACGCAGUAGCUUGAAAGCUCAUUAGGAAGUCACUGGAUCCGGGAAUUUACAUUCGAAGUACUACGGUCGACAAUCUACCUAGGUUUUUGAAAUUGCAGGAAGGAUGGUCUGUAAACCCUGUGUUUCUUAUCGUCACAGCAGGCUUGAGGAAAAUGUAGUCUGGUCACAGCAUGAUGCGAGCUCCAUAGCCAUACGCAAGCACUGACGAAUCAGGGAAUGAUUGGGUAUAACCUGGAUCAUUCCAACAACGCUAUGGUUUCUGAGAAAUUGAACCCAUGUUGGAUAUGCGCUGCCUGACACGAUCAGUGCAGCCCGACGGGCCCUAGCAAAAAGGGGCGGUAUAAGUCCGGCAGCCACGGCGGCGCUCUGUCGACCUUUUGCAGACGAG
This is a messenger RNA of Klebsormidium nitens, 2437 nucleotides long. Lineage: Eukaryota; Viridiplantae; Streptophyta; Klebsormidiophyceae; Klebsormidiales; Klebsormidiaceae. The record is from the annotation of a GenBank genome assembly.